AUGAGGAAGCUGCAUAAAAUAGUAGUCCCAAACAAAGCUCCAGUUGUUCUGUAUCUUCAAAAAUCAGAUGUUCAGUUCCACUUACCCAAACUCAUCAACAACUCUCCAAAACCAACCUCAGAAUCUCAAUCACCAAAAACAUUGUCAAUACAUGAUUUCCAGGGACCUGUUAAGCCAAGUUACUUCGCAUCGACCUACAAAGACUAUCUUACUCCUUAUGAAAAGUCAGAGAUCCAUAAAUUCCUCCAAAUCUAUUAUGUCAGACAGACAAUUCCGGCCGGUAACAAUACCCCUAAGAAGGGUGCCAAGUUCUUUCCAUUUCAAGCUGAUGAACAUAUAGCCUACAGAUACCAACAGCUCCAAAUUUUAGGUCAAGGCAGUUUUGGCUCUGUCAUCAAGUGUUUAGACCAUAAAACUCACCAAACAGUUGCCAUCAAGGUGAUCAAAGAUUCAAAGAAAACCCAUAAACAAAUGGUCCUUGAACUUGACAUUCUAAAACAUCUCCAAUUGAAUGGUGAGAAUCAUCACAUACUCCACUACAUUGAUGUUUUUCAAUUCAGAAGCUUCUUUUGCAUUGUCAUGGAACUUCUUGGCCAAAAUUUACAUUCAGUUUUGUCAGAUAAUGGCCACAAGAGUUUAGCAUUACCAAUGAUCAAAACCAUAGCAUACCAACUCGGAAACGCCAUCCAAUACAUGCAUGAAUCAAACAUUAUCCACUGUGAUAUCAAACCUGACAAUGUUUUGUUUUCCCAGGUCCGAAAAACAUCGCUUAGAGUGAUCGAUUUCGGAUGCAGCUGUUGGGUUGGCAAAACAAUGUAUGAAUACAUUCAAUCUCGAUUUUAUAGAGCUCCUGAAGUAAUUUUGAACCUUAAGUAUUCAACAGGUAUCGAUGUUUGGAGCUAUGGAUGCGUUCUUUUCGAGAUCGCGAAUGGAAGACCACUAUUUAUGCCAGAUAAUGAAGAAGAACUCUUCCAUAUGAUGAUUGAAGCUCUUGGAUCACCUCCUGACUACUUAGUUGCAAAGGCUGGAAAGUAUUGUGACUUCCUUGGCCCAUAUAAAAAGAUUGAACCUUAUCAGAACAAAAAGACAGGAAAGUUGUACUUCCCAUUGGCUUUACCAUUCGAAAAAAGGAUAACCCACAUGAGUGAAAGCUAUAUAGAUGUAAUUAAAGCUUGUUUAACUUGGGAUCACGAAAAACGUCCAAGUAUGGCAGAAAUCCUUAAAAUGCCAUACUUCCAAGAGUAA
This is a messenger RNA of Trichomonas vaginalis G3, 1245 nucleotides long. RefSeq names its product PKc DYRK domain-containing protein. Gene Ontology annotation, biological process: peptidyl-serine phosphorylation; peptidyl-threonine phosphorylation. The transcript has a single exon. The record is from RefSeq and is a predicted model, not a curated record. Gene Ontology annotation, molecular function: ATP binding; protein serine/threonine/tyrosine kinase activity; protein serine/threonine kinase activity. Lineage: Eukaryota; Parabasalia; Trichomonadida; Trichomonadidae. Bases 1 to 1245 code for a protein of 414 amino acids.